Cryphonectria parasitica EP155 is the source of this 1749-nucleotide messenger RNA. RefSeq lists its product as uncharacterized. The record is from RefSeq and is a predicted model, not a curated record. Lineage: Eukaryota; Fungi; Ascomycota; Sordariomycetes; Diaporthales; Cryphonectriaceae. Gene Ontology annotation, cellular component: nucleus. The annotation marks the transcript as partial. The transcript has 5 exons.
UCGCUGGAGCGGCGGUCGCUGCUGAUGUUCUCCAAGGCGCACCUGCGCAUCGUGUUUGACGACCUGAAGCUGCUCCGGCGCUUCUCGGCCUUCCUGGUCGACGGGCGGCCCGACCUCGUCCCUUUACUGCUGUACCACCUCGACGUGCGCAAGGCCCUCGCCGCCAUCAAGUACACCAACGCCGUGGUGGAGGGGCUGCGGCCCCUGGAGGGGGUUUCCUUUAGCGCCCAGGCGCCGCCGCGGACGGCCAACGAGGAGCUGCGGGCCAAAGCCGAGGAGUCGUUUGAGGCUCUGGCGAACGAGGCGCUGCCGGCUUGGGUCACGUCUGUGUGGCAGCGCGCGGUGGAGGUGAGCAUUCGGAGGAGGAUUGAUGGGGGGUUGCCUUCUAAGCUUUUGGAUAUGUCAGAGGGUUUGGCAGAGACUUUUUGUCUGGUUGAUCCUGCUCGUCACGAUCAACCGAUUCUCUUUGCUUCAGAAGAAUUCAACAAGACCACCCAGUAUUCGAAUAAAUAUGCAAUCGGGCGGAACUGCCGGUUUCUGCAGGGGCCGCACACAAACCCACACGCCAUCCGUCGCAUCAGGGAGAAGCUCCAGAGCGCCCAGCAGCACUACGAGCCGCUCCUGAACUACCGCAGAGACGGGUCACCCUUCAUGAACCUCCUCAUGAUGACGCCCCUGCUCGAUGCAAACGGUAAAGUGCGAUACUUCCUCGGCGCGCAGAUUGAUACGUCGGGCCUGCUCAACGACUUUUACGGGUUCGAGUACCUGCACAAGUACCUUGACCGAGAAGGCUUCACGUUUAUCGAGCAGGACGGCGGCAACAAGAACGGCGCCGGCGGGAUGGCGACGUCCUUCGAAUCACCGCUGGGCCUGCACGACGCCAAGGACGAGCUGCAGGAGCUGAGCGAGCUGUUCAACCACCACGAGCUGGACGUCAUCUGCAAGCACGGCGGGCGGCAGCGCCACCCAGACCUCCUGGAACAGCAGACGUCCAAGUGGAAGAGAAAGGAGCGGCUCACAGACGAGUUCGACCAGAUGCUAGGUGCCUCCUCGUCUACCGCCACCUCCGCCGACUCGUCGCUCCUCGGCGGCCAGGCCCAACUGGGUGGCCAGCUCGGCGGCGUCUACGACCGCUACCUCCUCGUGCGGCCCGCCCCCUACCUUCGCAUCGUCUUCGCCUCGCCCUCGCUGCGCAUCCCGGGCAUGGUCCAGUCCAACCUGAUGGACCGCAUCGGCGGGUCGCCGCAGAUGCGCCAGCAGAUCGAGCAGGCCAUGGGCCGCGGGCAGAGCGUCACCGCCAAGGUGAAGUGGAUCUCGGCGCCGCAGAAGCGAGUCCCACAGCAGCAGCAGCAGCAGGCCAACGGCGGUGGUGGCCUGGGCGUCGGGCGCGCCAGAUGGAUCCACGCCACGCCUCUGCUGGGGCGGGACGGCGAGGUCGGCGUGUGGAUGGUCGUUUUGGCGGAUGAGGAGCGCGAGAAGGAGAGGCUGGGCGUGCCGAAUGGUGGUGGCGGUUUGUUGUCGGGCACGGCCAGUGGGCGGAGUAGUAUGCUGCCGCCGCCGCCAGAGGCCAUGUCACCUGGCAUGAGGUCGAGCAACGGGAGUGUGCAAGGUGGUGGUGGCAUGGAUGCCGUCUCGUUGGUCUCGACUGUCGACUUGGACGGGUACAAGGAGAGGGACUCUGCGGUCGAGGGGCUGAGGUCUCCACCGCCUAGUCGGGGCCAGCAGAGGGUUGUGCCUUUGUUUGAGUAG